AUGGCGGUCUCUUUAAUAAGGUUAGGAUUGAGAUCCGUUGCAUUCAAUUUGGAGAGGAGUGCAGUUAUAAUAUCUAGUUCCAGUGCCCAAAAUCAGUUUAAAUUGUUUCACACAAAGCCAGUAUGCCAGAACGGCGUAUGCUACCUUCAGGAGCGGGGUGAGGAGCUGGAGACCACCAUCAGCGUACUGAGGCGGUACAGCAAGCACCACGGCAGACCAGAGGAGGACAGGAGGAAAAGGAAGCAGGGGCAGGACAGCGAUAGUGACAGCGACUCUGAUAGCGACACAGAGUGCAAGACGCUGGAAAGGUCGGAGUUCUGGCGGCGCAAGAUGCGCACUGUGCACAACAUUCUGGACGUGGACAAAGACGGAUUGAUCUCAUUCAACGACUUCGUACUGUUCGGGGAGCGGUUCAAGGCCCUUGGACACCUGGACGAUAACCAGGCGAAGGAGUUCUCUGACAUUAUAAAGUUAACUUGGGAAGAACAAUGGGGUGCCAUCGACCCGUAUAAUUUCGUGACUGUGGAGCAAUACCUUGAAGAUAUGCACCACGUGUUGAACGACAAGACCCUCAAGAAGAAGGCGCACCGCUGGCUGCCCUACUUGUUUAAGGCAGUGGACAAGGACAAGUCCGGCUUCAUAUCCGUGAAGGAGUUCAAGCUGUUCUACCAGUGCUUGGGGCUGGACAACGAGCACGCCGCCGUUGCCUUCGCCGUCAUAGAUAUAAACGGGGACGGAAAAUUGUCUAUGAAAGAAUUCGUGAAGCUCGGCAAAGACUUUUUCUUCACAGAAGACGAGAGCAGAGUGUCAAAGAUGUUCUGGGGACCCCUGAUUGAGAUAUAG
Molecule: messenger RNA, 843 nt
Organism: Chilo suppressalis (striped riceborer)
Lineage: Eukaryota; Metazoa; Arthropoda; Insecta; Lepidoptera; Crambidae
Source: the annotation of a GenBank genome assembly